UGCGGCGGGGCCGGGCGGCGGCCGCGGGCCCUGCGGCCCCCUCUGGCGGGCGGCGGCCGCGCUGCGCGGCGGUCGCUCGGUCGGUCGGUCGGUGUGCCGGGGUGUGUGUGUCGGUCUGUGUGUCGGGCCGGGGCUGCGCCUGCGGCGAUGAAAUUCCCCGGCUCCGUCCUCGUCUCCGUCGUCCUCUUCGUGGCCGAGACGGCGGCCGCGCUGUGCCUGAGCGGCGCGUACCGGGCGGCGGGGGACCGCAUGUGGCAGUGGCUGACGCUGCUCUUCGCCCUGCUGCCCUGCGCGCUGGUGCAGCUCAGCCUGGUCUUCAUCCACCGCGACGUGAGCCGCGACCGGCCGCUGGUGCUGCUGCUGCACCUCCUGCAGCUCGGGCCCCUCGUCAGGUGUGUGGAAGUCUUUUACAUUUACUUCCAUGCCGGCAGAGUCGAAGAGCCGUAUGUCAGCAUCACGAAGAAGAGGCAGAUGCCCAAGGAUGGGUACUCGGAAGAAGUUGAGAAAGAAGUGGGCCAGGCCGAAGGCAAGCUGUGUACGCACAGGUCUGCAUUCAGCAGGGCCUCUGUGAUCCAGGCAUUCCUCGGCUCAGCCCCCCAGCUCACGCUCCAGCUCUACAUCUGUGUCCUGCAGCAGGAGAUAACGGCUGCCAGAAGUGUUUUUAUGGUCCUUUCCCUCCUGUCAAUUGUAUAUGGCGCCUUACGCUGCAACAUCCUGGCUAUUAAGAUUAAGUAUGAUGAUUACGAUAUCAGUGUGAAACCAGCUGCCUACCUCUGCAUAUUCAUGUGGAGAAGCUUUGAGAUUGCUACGCGGGUUAUAGUGCUGGUCCUUUUCAGCUCAGUCCUUCAGAUCUGGACUCUCCCUGUUGUGCUAGUGAAUUUCUUUGUUUUUUUCUUUUACCCAUGGAUUCUCUUCUGGCAAAGCAAGUCCCCGUUUCCUGAGAACAUAGAGAAGGCAUUGAGCAGGGUCGGCACCACCAUUGUCUUGUGCCUUCUCACCUUCUUGUACGCAGGCAUUAACAUGUUCUGCUGGUCGGCAGUGCAGGUGAAGCUCAAUGAUCCUGACUUAAUUAACAAGUCCCAAAACUGGUACCGUCUGACUGUGUAUUAUAUGCUGCGAUUCAUUGAGAAUGCAUUCCUCCUGCUGAUGUGGUACAUCUAUAAAACUGAUAUCUACUUGUACGUCUGCGCCCCGUUGUUGGUCUUGCAGCUCCUGAUAGGUUACUGCAUGGCUGUCCUCUUCAUGUUGGUGUUCUACCAGUUCUGUCACCCAUGCAAAAAACUCUUUUCAUCCAGCAUUACCGAAGGUUUGCUCUCCUGUUUCAAGUUCCUCUGCUUUGUUUGCAAGCCUCCUAAGUCUACCAGAGUAACAGACAAGGCAGAGUUGAAAUCAUCUGAAAAUGCUGAUGAAUCACAGAGCAGUACCAAGACAACAGAUUCUCAAAAUGGGAAUCGUCAUCAAAGUGUUUCUUCCAAUGCCUAGUGUAACUGGAAACAAGUAUGUGCCUUGGGAAGGUUGCAGGUCACCUGCUGGGAAUGUUGGGCAUCUUGGAUAUUGUGUCUUGUGGGUGGGUUUCCUGUCUUGCAGGUGUAUGCUGCAUGAAGACUGACAAGCCUACCUUUAUGGAAAGCGUUGUUUAUGGGUAUGUGUAGCUGUGCGUGUUUAUGUAUGAAUGUAAAAAGCAGUCAGUGUUUGCAGACUUUUGUUUCAGAUUCUUCUCGACAUGGUUUUAUCAUGUGCUCAAUUUGAAAUCGUUAUAGAGGACAUCCUUCAAAAACUAGCCUGAUUCUCAUCUUACUCAGGAAAUCUGAGGAUGGAAGGAAAUGCAUUUUAUUUCAGAUAAGAUGUCAUUAAGGCAUGCCACCCUAGCAUGGAAACAGAGCAUAGUCUUUGACCAUAUAAUUGACUAUUGCUGUGGUCUGCUUUCCUCAGAUGGCAGACUUUUUUACAUUCUAAUCAAUGUCAUAAAAUAAUUCUUCUCUCUGUGGCAUAAGAAUUUGACUUCUACAAUGCACAGUAGCUUAGGUUGCCAAGAAAUGGCUAAUUAGCCAGCGCUAAUACUGAAAUGUGACUGUCACUGAGAAUGGACAGAGGGGUUAUUGGCUUAUGCACUGUUUUACUCUUCAUAUAUGCUGCUUGUUAGUAAGGGAAUUAAAUUUAACACAUUAAUUGUAAUGUUCUGGAAUAGCUCGCUGUUCUGAUAUAAUCAUUUAAAUAAUACUUUAUUAUUUGUGUUAUUUUGGUAUUAGGGUGGGGUUCACUUUACAUGACUUGAAAUAUCUAGAAGCUGGGUGGAUUGUAUGAACUAGUCAGGUAGGUGCUCUCCAGGGAAUAUCUCCAGUGAGUGAUUCAGCACAUCUUAAAAUGUUGUCUUGGGUGACACGGAUCAUCCUCUGGAGACCUAUUACUCAGUUUUAACCAGAUGUCUUGACCACUAGUCUUGACCAUGUCUCCAUUUUAGAUGGCUAAAGUUAGUAGGGACAAGUGCUACUGUAUUUGAUAGUCACCAAGCAGGCAACUCAGUGACUUGUUAAGUGGAGAUAGAAAAGACUGAGUCCUUUUUGAGGCCGUGAUGUAUUAUGGCUAGGUUGAUAUCGGUACUGCAAAAACCUCAGGCUUCUUUUACCUCAGAAUCACCACAGGCUUGAAAUCUGAAAGAAAAUGGGAGUUGUUGACUUUUUCUUCAAUGCACUAUAUCACCACCACAAAUAAAAGUGUUUUGCAAAUCACUGAGAAAACUUUAGCAGAUGGACAGCCAAGAAGUACAAUUUAGUAGAAAUACACAAAAAAAAAAAAAAAAAAAAAACUGCAUUUAAAAAAAAAUUAAGUGAAAGCUUUUUGCACUUUGAUGGCUUAGCACCUUGGGUUUCUUCUGUGCGUGACACAUUGUGGCUGCUAGCAGAAAAAGAACAAUUAAUGAUUCAAAGUACCUUCUAAUGUCCUCAGCUUAACUUCCAUCCUACUUUAUGGAAGAUGAGAAGUUCUUCAGCAGGGAUGAUAUCAACACCGUUUCAUUAGAAACGUCAAGUUGGGGUCUGAGGUCAUCUGUAAUGAGAUGUCACAUGCAGUGCUGCACAGAGCUAAGCCAUUUCUAUUUUUUUAUUUUUUCCUUUACUGCACUGUAAAUGAAUGUCUUCCUACUUCAAUUUUAUAAUGGAGUUAUGUUUUUUAUUUUGCUCGAUGUGUGUAUGUGUGUUGUAUGUAUAUGUAGAUCUCAUUAAAUUAUUGGUGGGUGGUAAUAGGAGUUUUUGGCAUGAGCCUACUAUGGGAAUGUACUUGAUAUAUUUGGGGAAGUCACCCAAACCCAACAUCUCUAACUUCUCUCUCCGAGUAGCAUUAGAAUAGUGAGGUGAUUCCUUGAAGACACUACAGUAUUUCUCUGUACUUCUGUACCUAAAGGUGCAGUAUAGUAUUUCCUUGCACUUUUCUAGAUGUAGAAGAGUAUUUUCCGUGAAAGGAGCAAGUGAGAAUGUGACCUCUUGAUUCCAAACCUUCACAGUUCAGCACAUGGGGCCAAUUUUUCAGGUAUUCUUAGAACUGAAUAUCUAAUUUCAUAGUUGGGUGGUCAUUGAUGAUCAGGCAAUUAAAGGCAUUGCCUAACUACAUAAGCACCCAGGUGUGAAAUUUUAGUCUUUGAGAACAAAGCGACUUCUUGUGUAGAAGUACUUCACAGCUAAGAAGAGAGCUCUCGAGUCUUUGAAUCAGACUUUGGACAUUGGAAGUGAUGGUCCAAUUGUGAUUUUGCCACUUGAAAACUGUGAAAACUCCACAAACCUCAGCUGGUGAAAUGCUUAUGCUACAGAGAACUCAACAGUAGGAAGCUGUAAGCGACCCAGCCGGGAGUCCAGUAUGUAUAUGCAGUGAGCACCGUUCAACUUCACAUGCUAAUGAUGAAGACUAACGUAUAUGCAUAUUUUUAGAGAAUGUACCAUAUUACUUCCUAUUUUUAUACUAGUCUUCUCAAGUGCAUGCACAGAAGCCUGAAUAUUUAAAUCAUUGUUUUGAAAAUAAGAUUGUAUGGCUUAUAUCACUGUCGUAUGGUAUUGCCUUAGGUACAGACUAGCCAAAUACUAGCCAAAUACAGUUUAAACAUAGCAUUAACAUGAGUGCCAUUGCUUUUUCUGUCCUUCUUUUUGCUGUGCCUCAUUAACUGUGAGUGCCAUUGCUUUUUCUGUGCCUCGUGUCAUCACAGCAUCACGUUCAGAUUGACUGACUAGCCAUAUUGCUGUUCUGUUUAUGUUUUGAUCCUGCGGUGCUGCCAUUGCUGGUAGAAAGAAGGAAUGAGAGGGAGUCAGAGACAAAGAUGUUCUGUUGCAUCAAGACCAGUGUUUUCGAGGACAAGCUUAUGUUUCUGAAGUGUGCGAUAAUGCCAGGAGAUGCAGUUUUUUCCCAGGAUGGCGACAGUCUAGAUAGUAUUAUUAUCAAUACACCUAGUGGCUGCACUGAGAGAAGGGUAGUAUUAACUAGGAAGGACGUAUGUGUAUGAAAGAGUGAUGUCUUGCUGCGAGCUUACUGUGGUUUUUCAAUGUGAGAGGUGUAUAUGUUCAAUGGAAGGGUAUAGGGCUAAUGUUAAAAACUUAACUCACUUGAGUAGUCCUGAGUCACACAAAGGAUUGCUCAGUAAGGAUUGUUCAUGUAUAUGAGUAUGCAAGAUCUGGUACGUCUUUUAUACUUGUAAAACAACACGAAUUAAAAUGUUGAAACACUAA
Messenger RNA from Oxyura jamaicensis (ruddy duck), 4709 nucleotides. RefSeq names its product X-linked Kx blood group (gene XK). The coding region runs from base 148 to 1482 and encodes 444 amino acids. The record is from RefSeq and is a predicted model, not a curated record. Gene Ontology annotation, cellular component: membrane. The transcript is spliced from 3 exons. Lineage: Eukaryota; Metazoa; Chordata; Aves; Anseriformes; Anatidae.